AUGCAAAACCCACCCCGCAAUGAGGCUCAUCAGAUUGUAAACGUGUCUCUACACUCCCUUGCUGCCGGUAAACAAGUCAUUCUCGUUGGAGUUCCCGGUGCUUUCACUCCUGGAUGCAGCUUGAAGCAUGUUCCAGGUUUCAUUGAAAAGGCAGAGGAAUUGAAGUCAAAAGGCAUAAGUGAAAUCUUGGUACUAAGUGUUAAUGACCCAUAUGUGAUGAAGGCAUGGGCAAAGUCAUACCCAGAAAACAAGCAUUUAAAGUUCUUCUCUGAUGGCUCAGCAGCUUACAUGAAGUCUCCUGGGCUUGAGCUGGAUGGGUCGGACAAAGGUUUUGGGAUUCGAUCAGAAAGGUUUGCUCUGCUGGUUGAUGAUCUUAAAGUCAAAGUUGCUAACAUGGAAACCGGUGGGCAGCUAAAAGUUUCCAGCGCUGACGAUAUGCUUAAGGCUCUUUGACCUCAUUCAUCAAUUCCUCCUGUCCUUUUGUGUUUGUAAUUCUACUGCAAAAAUUGUUUGACAAUAAUGUUUUCAGUGUGCACUGUUAAAGAAAUCAAAGCUUGUGCUACUUAAUACUAUGUUGCUUUUUAGUUCGA
This is a messenger RNA of Hibiscus syriacus, 590 nucleotides long. RefSeq names its product peroxiredoxin-2-like. Gene Ontology annotation, cellular component: cytoplasm. Gene Ontology annotation, biological process: cellular response to oxidative stress; cell redox homeostasis; hydrogen peroxide catabolic process. Gene Ontology annotation, molecular function: thioredoxin peroxidase activity. Bases 1 to 453 code for a protein of 150 amino acids. The record is from RefSeq and is a predicted model, not a curated record. The transcript has 4 exons. Lineage: Eukaryota; Viridiplantae; Streptophyta; Magnoliopsida; Malvales; Malvaceae.